AAAACUAAAGUUUAAAUUUGACGUUUCUAGAUGACUGUCUACCAUUAAUUAAUUUUGUUUGUUGGUCUUAUUAGGGUUUAUCGGAUUACUUGUGUUACAGUUCUUCCUAACGUACAAAUACAUUUUAUAAACUAUUAUAAAACAGUAUGGCAUCAACAAGCGCUGAUACUCAAGCAACCAUCGCUCAAAAGACAUGGGUAAUGGCAAACAACAUAGAAAACGUAUCUAGUGUUGAUGAAAUUUAUCGUUACGACAAAAGGCAACAACAAGAUAUUCUUGCUGCAAAACCAUGGGAAAAAGAUCCCCAUUUCUUCAAAGAUAUCAAGAUAUCAGCACUAGCAUUAUUGAAGAUGGUGAUGCAUGCUCGAUCUGGCGGCACUCUAGAAGUUAUGGGUCUUCUGCUAGGUAAAGUAGAUGCAAAUACUAUGCUAGUGAUGGAUUCUUUCGCACUGCCUGUAGAGGGGACUGAAACACGAGUAAAUGCACAGGCUCAAGCAUAUGAAUACAUGACUGCAUAUAUUGAAGCAGCUAAGCAGGUUGGCAGACAUGAAAAUGCAAUUGGUUGGUACCACAGUCACCCUGGAUAUGGAUGCUGGCUGUCAGGCAUUGAUGUGUCCACCCAAAUGCUGAACCAAAACUUCCAGGAACCAUUUGUAGCCAUUGUUAUUGACCCAGUCAGAACAAUAUCUGCUGGAAAAGUCUGUCUAGGUGCUUUUAGAACUUAUCCAAAGGGUUACAAGCCUGCCAACGAAGAACCAUCGGAAUACCAAACAAUUCCCUUGAACAAAAUUGAAGAUUUUGGUGUUCAUUGCAAGCAAUACUAUUCCUUAGAAGUGUCUUAUUUCAAGUCUUCUCUGGACAGGAGACUUCUGGACUCCCUUUGGAACAAAUACUGGGUGAACACACUCAGUAGCUCCAGUCUUAUCACAAAUGCUGAUUACACAACUGGACAGAUUUUCGACUUGUCUGAUAAGUUAGAACAGAGUGAAGUUUCUUUAGGCCGUGGUGGUUUCAUAAUGGCUGGCUCGGAUCCACAUGAGAAGCGUACGGAAGACAAGCUUGGCAAAGCCACCAAGGAUGCGUGCAAGACUACAAUUGAAGUUAUACACGGUCUAAUGGCACAGAUGAUCAAAGAUCGCCUGUUCAACAGUGUCAGCGGCCGCCCUGCCCCAGCUACUCCAAUGAUAGAGUGAAUUAUGGGUGAAUGCUUAAAUUUAGGAACUCAUUAUAAUAAUAUCAUAAUGCACUGAAAAGGAGAGUAGAAGUUUGUAUGGGACCCAUCUAAACCACGCAGACGAAGUGGGAUCCCCUAGUUAUCCAUAAAAUAGUAAAAGCUACUUGCAGCAAAAUUCUUAGUUAAAAUUAAGCCUCCUGUUUAACAUAACAUCAUUCCAUCUUUAAGUCAAACCGAGAUAUAUACACUAUCUCUGUACACUGAGGUUUAAAAUAUUACUUUCAUCAAAGUCCUUAUAUAAAAGCCAAUUAUGUUGAUGGCUAAUUCUAUCUCUUUACAGCUUUAAACAAUUGGCAAAGAUGGAAUGAUAUGUUAAAGAAGAUUUUUUAUGCAAGUGGCCUAAUUGUUGGAACUUACCUACUCAAAUCUUUUUGAAUAUCCAGGACUUAAAUUUCAAUAAAUAAAACCAAUGUUUUUGAUUAUAUAAACAUUCUCAAAUAUUUAUUAACCAAUUUACAUAAAAUCAUAAUCAUUAUGUACAUCUUUCACAUAGCUUUAGUUACACAAAAAUCCUAACAUCUCGCAUAACUUGUGGAGGGCCUUCUAUUCAAUCAGAUAUUUUUUAUAAUAAAAACAAGCACCAAAUUACGAUAUAUCUUGCCAAGCUCUCUUUACAUACUGAAAAAUAAAAUGUUAGUAUGUGUGUAUAUCCCGUGUAACACAAAUGUGGUAUUUCAAAGUAGUAAAAAACUAGAGCGUGCGCUUUUCUAUUCGGGACAUGGGAAGAUUUCAAUCAAUACAUUUCAUAAAUUUAAAAAUAAUGUCAAAUAUUUCAUUAAAACGUGUGCUGGUUAGUGAAUAUUACUCUAAAAUCAUAAAUAGCACUAAUUAAAAAAAAACUAACAACUAGGUGUUAAAAAUGUCCCAAAUCAUCGUAAAAGUGGGAUAAAAAUGUUAGGAAUAACCACAUUGUAUGAUCUGAUAUAUUGAGAUGUAACAUAAUCUAUUUACAUUUCUCCAGAAUGUAAAAUUCUUAACGUCUUAUAAAGAAAUUUAAUGAACUACGAGAUAUACUAGCAUUUGAAGCAAAUAACGAAUCUCAUACACAAAUAACUACGCUUAACCAAAUGCAUAGGGGAUAACGAUAUUCUAUGAAACUAAUUAUGAUAUAUAAUAAACAAUCCAAUAAAUAAAAUAAUAGACCUGCCACAGUCGAGUUCCCGACUCUGAUGGGAGAUGGUAGUGCCAAAAACCUAACAUGCAAGUGGCAGGUACCAAAAAUGAUUUUCGAAUAAGUGACUAUAUUUUUUUAUACAUCCAUCCAUCGAAGUUAUAUCUAAGUGCUUUAUCACACGUAAAUAAUCAUAAUAGUGAUCAUAUUAAGUACAUUCCGUAUCCUUCACAUCUUCCUAUACACGAUAUAGUACAAUUCGCAAUCUCAAUUUAUGUACAUGACGCGUGACGAUAUACGUCUGCUCUAGAGGGGUAAGGCUUAAAGACUGCAAUAGUUUAGACAAUUACGUCCCGCUUUCAACAACAUAAACCUUUAUCAACGCAAUGAGGUCUUAAUUCAACUUACGACGACAAUAAUUGGCAUGAGUAACUUUCAUAUCAAGUAAAAGAAUACGCAGAAAGAGGUGGGCAUGCAAAACCGCCGCGGAAAUCUUACGUCUAACAAACGAAUAACACAUUUUAAUUAGAAGGAUUUAAACACAGUUAAAAAUUAGUAGAAAAGACAUAGAAUUCUUUUAAGCUUAUUAAGAAUGUGGUUCAAUUUUAUUAAAACACUUCUUUAAAAAGAUUUCAUUAAAUUAGUGGAAUGUUUACAUAAUAUUGAGUAAAUAAUAAAAGAUACACAGCAAUUUUGUCUUGGAGCACACACACUGUCAGUCUUAAGUAGAAAGCAAUCCAAAAUGAUUCUGCAGUGCAAACGAAGCGGCUAAACUAUCAUAUAGUUAUAAUUUCAUUAAUGUAUCUAUUGGUACAAUUUAGAUCACAGACACACUGAACAUGUAACAGAUUUCAAUAAAACUCUGCCCUUUUUAAAACACUUGAAGUUAUACUGCACUUUGAGAAUAUAAACCAAAAUAUCACAAAUAUUUAAUUUUCGAAUCUUCUUAAAUUGAGUGUGGAAUAUGUGAUUAUUUCUUAUUAUUGACAUUGUUUGCGGAAAUAAAGGAAAACAUUAGCUUUCUAGAUUUUCAUAGAAUUAUAAGCAGUACAUAUUGCCAAAAUAAAAUCGUAGUGCACAACUACAAUUGUCAUGCUACCAAAGUGGCGUACAGACAAAAUCUGUUCGUAAAACUAUUAUCUAUACAUACAUUAUAAUGUUAUAUAUCUUAAUCAGGCAUUUUUUAAGCACAGUCCACUGAGAGAAUCAUCCGAGAUCUCAGCAAAUGUAAAAUUUUGCGUAAAUGUCUUCGCUUAGAUUUUUCACAACAUACAAUUUGGUAUUAGAUCUCUGUUUUCUGCAAUACUAUGAGUUGCGUGGUUAUUUUCGUUACUAAUGUGGCCGACAUAGUACUUUAUUAACAAUCAUCAAUAUAAUAUGGUUUAUUUAUACGGUCGAAAAUAAAUUAAUAUAAUACAUUUUCAAAUUCCGAUGCAUUAAACUGUAUGCUUUUUAUUACAUUUGGAAACAACGUUUUGUCUGCAAAUGAAUACUUCACCUAAAGCUUAUAUUUAUCUCAGCAGUGUUUAAAGAUAAUUGUAUUUUCAUUUGAACAUAACAUUUAAAGUAAGUCAAGACAGGUAUAGGUCGUUGGUUAGAAAAAUUAAACUUGAUAGAUGUCGGUAUUAUCACAAUGCUUGUCGGUAAAUGCAAUAGGGAUAAUGACUAACUUUUUUUUCUACGCCUAUCAGGUAGAUUAUCAAAAAGUAUUGGACACAUAUUUUUUCUUUAUUCACAUAAUCAAAACAUUUCAGAGAUAUUGUUUUGUUGUUAUUAUUGUUUGUGAUACGGAUUUGAAAUGUCGCAUGAUGUCACGCCUUGGUACAAUUUUUUACUUAGAACGAGCCCCCACACCCAAACUUUAACACGCUUUGACUUUGUAAUUUUUUUUGAUUGACAAAAGAAAUUAUUUUUUGAUAAUUUAACUGACGGAUUAAAUAGAAUUUCGUUUAAUUUACCCGGUCAUCACCCCUAACACGUUCUGAUAAGAGCCGUAUUUGUAAAUCAAGAUCUACACGAGUCUUCUUAGUGUAAAAUUUAUGGGUGUUUUUCAAUCGCCGGAUGAGUCGAUGUUUAAUCGGUCUUAUAAAUCUCGUAAUACGGAAGUUUCCACUUUUCAGUAUGUACAGUCUUGUGACCUCACUGGGGGAUCGGUCGACCGAUAGAACGAAUGUGAAACAGCUGUACUGGAUUUUUAUAAAAAUAAUGAAAUGAAAUUAUACUUUUUUUAAAUUUAAUUACUGAAAGCUCUUUUGAAUUGUUCAAAAUUUUUCCUACCACACAUUCAAGACUUCUUUGAGCUGAUAAGUAAGUAUAAUUAACACUUGGGUGAGGGAUAAUAAUUUAAAUAAGACUGGUAGUUAGAAUAGUUUUAUCAACAAUUGGAUAAAAGUGGAUCUUUAAAGACUUUGGGAGUAAAGUAAGGGGUUUUUUGUUGCACUGUUCGUCUAUGUCUGUAGAUUUUCGUAAAUCGAAAUGUUUGUAUAUUUUCACCCCAAAUGAAUGGGGUGCUUAUACAUUUUCUGGUUACAUACAUGUGUACGAUUUCGGCUAUCAAGAGUCGUGAGAUUUACAUGAAGCCAAUCCUGGACUCUAGCCUGGUGUGUAUCGGCCUGUCUCGAUAGUCAAACUCCAGUUAAUAUAUGUCUAGAUUAUAUAAGACGUUUGUUGCCUGUAUUUUCAUUAUUUAGAGUAUAAAUAACAAAUGGUUGUUAAGAAACGGUACUAGAGUAUGGUUCAUUUUUUAAACAAAAGUUUGUUUCAUUGGUUUUUACGCACACAAAACAAGUUUCAACGGUAUAGAUGCACUGAUUUAUUUACGUUUUGCAUAAUCAGACGACGCAUCCCGAAAAUGAUGCAAAACGACAAUAAAUAAGCUGAAACUUGUUUUAUUUCAACAACAGUUGUUUAUCGCCUUUCGCCUUUUACUCUGAGCAGUAGCCAGAAUUGUAUUUAAGAUAGGGCAGCGGUAAUUGCAGGUAGAUCAUAAGCAGAGGGUGUAUAUUAAAAAAUCUGGCGCACCUCCUUUCAAGGUUUGCAACCCCCUCUCCCCUGCCCUUGAAUUUGUAAAUCAAUCUAUAGGUCAGUAAUUAAUGCCUUUUUAUGGCUUCUGCCGACCUUCGCAGCCUGCCGUCCGGUUUUAAGAUAUGGUUCCGUUAACAGCUUUUUAUUGCCCUUAACUGGAGAUUGCUUAUUAAAACUGGCCUUUUAAUGUGUAGUAGAUACAGGUGUUGGUGUGGCUAUAGACAGUAGCCGGGGUAAUGGGCCGCUCGUCAGUUGAAAAGGUCGGGCGGGAAGUUGUUCACCUCCGCCUGCUCUAAGACGGGGUUGCCUUCGGAUGAGUAGGAAACGCGUAUCCUGAGACGCAGCGGCGUCUGUAUGAAAAGUAUAUUGAGGUUUAAUUCUAAAGAAAACUUUUGUGGGUUACCUACAAUGCGAAGAGACGGCGCUGAUUUGCGGUCAAGAAAGUUAAGCAACUUUCGCAAUGGUCAGUUAUUGGAUGGGUGACCAAAAAGAUUAUUAUCUAAGCCGUUGGUCCCGGUUGCAUCUGCAGUCGUUAGCACCCACCAAUCUGCACUGGGCCCGCGUGGUGGGUCAUGGCCCAAUCUCCCCAUUCCAUCCAUAGGGAUGGCCUGUGCACCAGCAGUGGGGACAUUAAUAGGCUGAUGAUGAUAAUGAUGAUACGCACUACAGUACUUAUUGCGUGCGUUCUAUGAAAUUUGAGGUAACACACAUUGAAUAGGGAAUAUGCAUGUAAUUCAAAUAAGGCUCUAACUUUUUGUAUAAAAACUCUAUACUUUCGAAUUGUCCCUUCAUCAUGUGUUUUUAUAAAAUUUAUUUUUGUGCAAUAAAUUAAAUUUUGCGAUAAACUUCUUGGAAAUUCGUUAACUGAAACGCGACAGAGCGGGCGUGACGUAGUUACAAGUACCUUGUUUUUUGCGAGUUUCCGAUAUUUCGGCACUGUUGCAAGCGCCAUGAUCACGGAAUAACUAUCAAGGUACAUGGUAACAAUCCCGUAAAUAAUAUAAAUUACUAUAGAGUCAGUUACCAUGAAAGUUUAAAACAAUAUAACGUUCACAGGAUAUAUCAAAGUCAAAGAGACACAGUGCUAGUGAGUCGCCUUAUUUUGUUUCUAGGUUACUAUAGAUUGCGACGUCACAACAAGAGUUCCAAAUUAGAGAGCGAUGAAAAUGCCUGUUCAAAGUGGGUAUUUCUUUUACAUAUUUCACAUUUUUUCCAUUUGACGACCUCCGUGGCCGAGUGGUUUGUACGCCGGGUUUCAUGGCGUCGCCGACUCGAGAGGUCCCGGGUUCGAAUCCCGGUGGGGGCAGAUAUUUGUGUGAUGAACACGAACAUUUGUACUCCAGUCAUGGAUGUUUAAAUAUGUAUUUCUAUAUAAAUAUACAUAUAUGUAAAGUAUGUGUAUUCUAUCCGUUACCCUAGUAUCCCAUAACCCAAGCCUUAUAGUGCUUACUUUGGGGCUAGGCUAAUUGGUGUGAGUGUUGGAAAUAUUUAUAUAUUUAUUUCCACAUCGAAAAUUUUUAUACUACCUAUAUUAUGAGAAUGUAAACUAUGAAAGAAAAUAACCACGCAUAUUCCCUAUUGUUACUUCACAUUAAAAAGAUAAAGUUCACAAGUACCACACCAAGUCUCAAGAAAUCUUACAUUAAACAAUCCGACAGUCGAGCCUGGGACUUUCGGUCACGUAGGUCAUCAAUGUACUAUUAUAAUGUUGAACAAAUCAUCAUAUAUAAAGAAUCAUCAAUCUACUUACUUUCGUGGGGUUAGUGAUCUUGAGGACUUGGGUGAUUUCACUGUUCGGCGACAGCACCGUGCCGGAUGGGGACAUCAUGUCUAACCGGAACGUCUGAAACAAGACAACAAUUAAACAGCUUGCCAAAACGAAAAUUGUUUUAAUUUAGUCUGUUACAAGCACUUAUAAAUGUCUAAAAGCUACAUAAAAUAAUUUAUGUUAUUAUUAAUAAAGUAAAUUUAUGGUGGAAGUCCUUGUACAGAGAAGAACCGGCAAGAAACUCAGCAAGGGCUGUUUUUUUUCUCCCUCAUAUUAUUAUUAUAUACAGAGUGGUUAAAUUGAAAAAUGGCUUCAAUAUAAGAUGAUUCAUGAAGUCAUCUUCCAUAAAAGUAAUGUAUUGGCUAUUUGUAAACUUUACGGCAAUAUGUCUUUAUAAUGCACUAUAGCCCCUGCCCUGGGGGCCAAUCGCCUAACGGAAAUGCUAUGGGAAACGCUAACGCUUACGAUUUUAUAUUAUUAUUUCUAGCCGCCUAAGGUUUUCGAAUACCUCACGCUCAUUUUUUUUAAUAUUGUUAUUACCAAUGCAAAAGAAAAAGAAAGAGCGCGAGGCAUUUGAAUACCUCAGGCGGCUAGAAAUAACAAAAUAAAAUCGUAAGCGUUAUCGUUUUCCAAAGCAUUUCCCGUUAGGCGAUUGGCCCCCUGGUCUGUGUAAGUGGCAGGUUUCUGCUAUGAGUUGAGAAAAUUAUUUUCAUGUUUUGCGUUUUAUCAUAUUUAGUAAUGGUUUUUAAUUUACACAUCUAAUAAAUAGAUAAGUUUGAAGAGAAACUAUUCAGGAUUGAUUUUAUACUGGAUAUAAACGAAGCCUGAAUGUUCAGUACAACUCGAAUAACAGGAGAAAGGGACGCAAGGAAAAAUAAAAAACUUUUCUUGCCGUGAAAAACAGAAUAGAGGGCUACACAGACCACGGGAAUAGGAAAUAAAUAAGUGAGAGUGCUCUCAAAAUCGUUAAUAGCCAUUUGAAGUGACAACUAAAUUUCAAUAUAGUCGAAGCAUGGAGGAGCUCCUAAGACUGACAAUAACGAAAGUAAGGAGUCCUUGAUGACAUGAUGCUCAGGAUGUACAAAAAAAUCUAUGGCAGUCAUCCAUUUUCCGUUUUUCGGUGUAUAUUUAAAUGUUCAUCAAACAUACUAAAGGGGUGAUGACGGGGGGUAAAGUAGAAGAAAUUCUAUAGUCCUAAAAAAACAUAAGAAAGCAUUUGACGACCUCUGAGGCCAAGUGGUUUAUACGCCGGGAUUCAUGGUGUUGCCGACUCGAGAGGUCCCGGCUUCGAAUCCAGUUGGAGGUAGAUGUUUGUGCGAUGAAUACGAACAUUUGUACUCAGGUCAUGGAUGUUUGAUGUGUAUUUCUAUAUAAAUAUACUUAUAUAUGUAAAAUACAUGUAUUCUAUCCGUUACUCUAGUAUCCCAUAACACAAGCCUUACAGUGCUUACUUUGGGGCUAGGCUUAUUGGUGUGAGUGUUGAAAAUAUUUAUAUUUAAAUAUUUUUCUCUAGUAAUCAACCAAAAAAUUACAAAGUUUAAGCGCGUCUAAGUUUAGGAGUGGGGGUUUGUGACGUCAUGGAUGGAUCAUGUCAAAUGGAGCCACAAUAUUUCCCUUAUAUUCCCCUUACAUCGCAGACAGACAGACAGAAGACUUACCCGGGCACAGUCGUCUGAAUCAUGUCCAAUGCAGUCACAGUAUUCCCCUUAUAUUCCCGUGACAUCGUAGACAGACAGACGCACAACUUACCCGGGCACGGCCGCCUGGAUCUUGUCACAGUAUUUCCCUUACUAGCGGCCGCCCGCGACUUCGUACGUGUGGAGUUAGAAAUAAAGGUUCACUGUUCGUUCCCCGUAGGCGACCCGACUUUUUAAUACUAUUCGUGCCAAAUUUUAAGUAAAUCCAUGCAGUACUUUUUGAGUUUAUCCCGAACAUACAAACAGACAAAAAUUCUAAAAACUAUAUUUUUGGUUUCGGUAUCAAUGGUAGAUCACACCCCAUGUAUUCUUUAAAAAAAUAUUCAAUGUACAGUUUUGACUUUCCUACCAUUUUAUUAUAUGUAUAGAUAUUCCCCUUACAUCGCAGACAGACAGACACACGACUUACCCGGGGCACGGCCGCUUGGAACAGGAAAUCGGUGAGGGUAGCGAGUGACGAGGCCCGCAUCGUGAGAGUGACUCCGUCGCUAGCAGGCCAUCGCUCCACUUCGAGAAUGACGCGAAGACCGUUCUUCUCCAAUGCAGUCACUGUUGAUACUUCUGUGAACGAAUAAUGAACAUAUUUCAAUAUAGUUAUAGGGGAAACCACCCAAUCAUUGGCACUUUUGAGUUUAUUUCGAAAAAAACAAGGAGACAAUAGAUUAUUCAAGGUCGUUACAUAUCAAAAAUAAAAACCUAGUAUGGUUUCGAAAUUUGAAAAUUGGCAGCAUUAUUCCUAUAAUCUAUUUUUUCCUGUUUUUUUCGAACUAAACUCAAAAGUGCCAAUAAUAGGAAGAGUACCAAUGAUUGGGUAGUUUCCCCUACUAUUUAUUUUUUAAGCAAAUAACUGAUAGAUGUUAAAAUCUAAAGAAAAUUAUACUAGAAAAAAAUCCACGUAGACCAGGCAGCAGACGGUACUCGAACCCGCAGCCUUCGCUAUCCGGGCGAAUGCACUGACCAUUAUGCUACCGCGGCCCUGAUGGCCGUGUCGAAUUCUCUCUAGACUUAGGCUGCAAGGCAGCGCCAUCUCUUCGCAUUGUAGGUAACCCACAAUGUCAAAUGAAUACCUUUACAAAUAUUACGGGUUCAUUAUUAUAAUCACCUGCGGGGGAUGUAUGAGACGCGGCACAGCAGUAAGGUAGCAGGGGCGGUGCCUGAUAAAUCUAGCCCGCUCAAUAGGUGUCGGUUCCAUUAUUAUAAUCACUGGCAGGGGAUACAUCUAGCCCGCUCUGUAGGUGCCGGGUUCAUAAUUAUAAUCACCUGCGGGGGAUAGAUCUAGCCCGCUCAAUAGGUGCCAGGUUCAUAAUUGUAUUCACUUGCGGGUAGAUCUUGCCCGCUAAGUAGGUGCUGGGUUCAUUAUUAUAAUCACCUGCGGGGGAUAGAUCUAGCCCGCUCUAUAGGUACCGGGUUCAUUAUUAUAAUCACCUGUGGGGGAUAGAUCUAGUACGCUCAAUCCACCAGGACAACGGCUAACUAGAGCCGAGGUCCGAAUCUCACAGACCCCCUCAGGUUCGAGUGGCUUAGAGGCUCCAGACGGAGGAGACUCCUCCCGUAGGGAGAUGCCAUCCGCCAGGAAUACCUCUAGAGGCACUCGCCAAUUCUCGGCUUGAGGUCCCCUUAGGAUCUCGCCGUCCCCAAACCCGGUGACGAUGUAAAGGUCAUCUGCGACCAACAGCAUACACUCAAAAAUAAAAAUAAAAUGUCCGCUCAACAGGUGCCGGGUUCAUUAUUAUAAUCACCUGCGGGUGGUAUAUGAGGCGCGGGACUGAACAGUCCGUCCAGUAGUAAAGUAGCCGGCGCGGGAACAGACGCGGCAACUGUAGCGGGAACUGAAGGGGGGGCAGUGCCUGAUAGAUCUAGCCCGCUCAAUAGGUCCAGGAUGUCC
Messenger RNA from Chilo suppressalis (striped riceborer), 10719 nucleotides. The record is from the annotation of a GenBank genome assembly. NCBI's taxonomy places the organism in Eukaryota, Metazoa, Arthropoda, Insecta, Lepidoptera, Crambidae.